AGUAACAAACAUCCAGACAUCCAAACUUUCGCAUUUAUAAUAUUAGUAGGAUGUAUUGUAGGUCUCCUUUUCACUUAAUUCGUGCCUUGUGUCAAGUGGUCAAAUAACUUCGACUGCAAAAUUAACGCUAAAAUUCUGGAAGAACUUUGAACUUGAGACCAUAAACUUACGAAAAUCGUAUCUAUGUAUGUAACCUACUUAUUGAUAGGUUCUCCUUUGUAAUAAAAAACAGCUGUUAUUUAUUUAUAAUGACAUGGUUGUCAUUUCAAGCAAAUAAUGCACGUUAUUUUUUAAAGCAUUAAAAAUGUUGAUAAUUUAACAAAAAUGGAAAAUUGUUCAAGUGUUUAUGUUGCAGAAUAGUCAAAUUUUAUAAGUUAUUGCCGAUACUCGGCAAUGGGGCCAAGAUAAUGACGGUAAUCAAUUUUUAUUAACUCUUCUUUCAGAAAGUACCUACAUCCGAAAGAACUAUGUCAGGAACUAUUAAAUUACUUGGGGGACGUAGUUGGCCAGUCGCAUCACAGAUUCCAAGUUUGUUGAAAUGCGAAAGCAACUGCUAUUUCAGUAGUUUACUUAACUCUUCACGAACCUCCUUAGUUCGUGUUAUUCCUAAGUUGAACUCGUAUUCGCAAAUUAAGUUUCAUCAGUUUAACCCUUCAAGAAAUGACGUUCCUAAACUUUUACAACCAACACAUAAUCAGUUUGAAUUUGUAAAUGGGUUCCCAAAAUCAUUCUUCUUUCGUCGCAAAAAUGAGAAUCCUGACAAUCGAAAAAGACGAGUUCCGAGGUUGAUAUUAAUACAAAACCCAUUUACGUGGCUAAUGAUUAAGAUAGACUUCAGUGUUUUGAGGAAUGUAUGGGAUCCGUCAUUCGAAGAAAAAGAAUUUAAGUUUGGGACCAAACAAGCGAUAUCCCGAAUAACCCAGGUCAUCAGCGACGGUCAGUUCGCGGAAUUGAAUGGGCUGCUAACUAAAGCAGCGCGUAUGAGUCUUCUGCGAGAGUUGGAAAGAAAUUGGAGCGACCGCCAGCGCACGCUGCUAGCACUCAGCCGCGAUGACAUACAGAUAUCGUCUCCGAGGAAAGUCUACUUCAUCAGGAUUGCAGAUAAAAGAUUUUGUGAUAUUGAUAUGGCAUUCCUGGCUCUCAAGUGGGCCCCAAUCAAUAGUAUAGAUGCGCUCAUCUUUACGGAAAUAUUUGCCCGGUUCCACAGAGAGUACACUCCACACUGUAUCCCAGAAUGGACUAUCGCUUACUUCAAAAUUACAAGGUUUGAAAUACUAAGAAGAUAACAUUGUAAGUGUUCCAAAGUUCUCUGACAAGAUCGUAAAAUUUGUUGUAUGACUUUUCUGCAUGUUUUUGAAUGCAUAAUUGAUUAGCGCCAGUACGCUUGAAAUGAAAAUAAAAAAGUACAUAAUUUAAU
Molecule: messenger RNA, 1417 nt
Organism: Ostrinia furnacalis (Asian corn borer)
Lineage: Eukaryota; Metazoa; Arthropoda; Insecta; Lepidoptera; Crambidae
Product: m-AAA protease-interacting protein 1, mitochondrial
Exons: 4
Coding region: 468-1286 (272 amino acids)
Biological process (GO): protein insertion into mitochondrial inner membrane from matrix
Cellular component (GO): mitochondrial inner membrane
Molecular function (GO): ribosome binding
Source: RefSeq, a predicted model, not a curated record